Messenger RNA from Hylaeus volcanicus, 855 nucleotides. It is a transcript of the gene Psf2, whose product is annotated as probable DNA replication complex GINS protein PSF2. Gene Ontology annotation, cellular component: GINS complex; nucleus. NCBI's taxonomy places the organism in Eukaryota, Metazoa, Arthropoda, Insecta, Hymenoptera, Colletidae. The coding region runs from base 200 to 763 and encodes 187 amino acids. Gene Ontology annotation, biological process: double-strand break repair via break-induced replication; DNA replication. The transcript is spliced from 4 exons. The record is from RefSeq and is a predicted model, not a curated record.
GUGGGAAUAGAAACAUAGACGGUGCCACCGUCGACACGGGGAUCCACGGAAUGAAUCUGUGAAACAUGGCUGCCUGGUAAAAUUCCCGCCAAAAGUUGUUAGUGGAAAGCAGCUGCGAUUUGGGAGGCAACUGUUGCGAAAAUGUUGUGUUUGCUCGCGUAGAACUAGUCUGAAACAAGAAUUAAUUGCUGGUUAAAAGAUGGAUCCAAGUGAAGUGGAGUUCCUUGGUGAAAAGGAGUUGGUCAGCAUCGUGCCAAACUUUAGCUUCGAUACGAUUCACUUGAUAUCGGGAUCGAUAGGACCCUUUCGUGCUGGGCUGCCUGUCAAAGUUCCGAUCUGGUUGGCUGUGAAUCUGAAACAGCAACAGAAAUGUCGAAUUAUUAAUCAAGAAUGGAUGAACACCGAUGAGCUGAACGAGGCGAAGGAGGAAGAAAAGUUGUCGAAGUUAUUUACAAAAAUGCCGAGCAAUCAUUUUAUGGACGAAGCGCAGCUCUUGCUGAGCGUUGCGAGUGACGAUAUAUCUGAUGCUGAUAGAAUAAGGACAGCAGUAAAAGACAUAUGGGACAUAAGGAUGUCUAAGCUUCGUACAUCGAUAGAUGCAUUCUUAAAAAGUGAAGGAUUGCAUGCAAAACUAGACCAUCUAACUGCAAUGGAAAUAAACAGUGUGCGUCCAUUACUGCCACAUGCCUUAGAUCAAAUGUAUAGGAUUCAAACUGGAGGAAAGGUGGUACAAUCUCAAAAUCCAGAAACCUCGCAGAACUGAUACAUUAUCAUUUUUACAUUGUAAAUAUAUAUGUACAUAAAUAUUUAUGAAACAAUCUUGUCAUUGACCUUCAUUUCUUUAAUCUUAUAACA